AUGAAUAUUCUCUUGGAAAGCUUUGUACGAAGUGUGCGAAUUUGCUCAGGAUCAUUCUACCUUUUAUUUAUCCUAAUAUCGAUCCCAAUUUCAUUUAAUAUAGGUGGCCAAUAUUGUGGUUUAUCAUUUACUGUUACACUGUUCAAUUUAUAUUUCAUAUCUACAACAUUACAUUUUCUAGCUAAAAAAUGGGCUAGCAAAUUAUUCGUUUUCCUAUCAUUCAUACUUUACUAUUGUCAGCAUCUAAUUAUUGCAUCAUUAUUAUACUUAUUUUUAUCCGGAUUUUCUAAUAACGACCUUGAGAAUAUGAUUAGAGAAAGCACUAAACCAACAGAAUCUAAUUGGGUAAUAUACUAUUAUUAUUUUAAGUUUUUCGUUAAACCAUGGCAAAUUUCGUUAUCAUUUUGUUCUCCAUUCUUUACAAUGUCUGAAGGAUUUUUCACCAUUUUAGCCAUUCAAGCUAUUGGUGAAACAAAUAAAUGGUUAUCAAAUGAAAAGAAAUCAAAUACUUGGAUCAUAUCUUCUCUAUUGGCAUCUGGUGGUGUCAUCACAACAGCACUAUAUUACCUUUACCGUAUCUAUGUUACACCAAUUUGGAAUCUAUCUGUUCAAACAGCAACAUUAUUAGGAUUUGUGCUGUCGUUGGUUGGAUCUUUGGGAAUAUAUGGUAUAGUAUCUGAAAAGGGCUCUGUUGUUGAAAGUUCUUUGUUUUUUGCAUAUAUUGUAAGGUGUAUCUAUGAGAUCUCUCCACAAUUGGCUACAAGUGCUACUGAUGAAAUAUUUGCAAUGUUUAGAGAAGUUUGGCAAGCACGCCAAAACUCCUUCCCAAUUAAGGAUGAUUUGAUAUUUUAUUACAGCGGAAAUAUAUUAGUAAAUGCUCAGGCAAUGUGGAAGUUAUUUAAAGUAAAAACAUUGGCUUCUCCUUAUUAUCUAAAUUUCACUUUCUUUUCACUAACAAAUAUCAAAAAUGCGUUCCAACCAUUAUGGAAAUUCUUUAAAAAUUUUACAAUUAGCGUACCGUCAUCAAUUACUGAACUAUUCUGGAUCAUAGUCGAUAUGGCAUCCGAAUCUGUGUCACCUGCUGUCGUCAUUAACCUAUGUUUUAGAAUUCUGAUAUUCUACUCUGCUACCAGAAUUAUUCCAGCGUUACAAAGGAAAAAUUCAAGAGAAAGAAGAAGAAGUCGCCGUCUAAUGAGAUUAUUAUAUUGGUACAGUCCAUGUGUGCUCAUUGCAAUGUAUACACACUUAAUAUUGCAAUAUUCUGGAGAAUCGAAGUACGAUAUGUGUAUAUGGGGUUGUAAUUCUAAGUGGAUUCCAGCAUCAUUAAGGAAACCGAAAUCUGAACAAAUUAUAGUGAAUUCAUGGGGGUUCUGGAACUGGUGUAACAUAUUCUGGACAAUUUUAAUAUACAGUAAUGAGCUAAUAGGAAAUACAGUUCCCUCAAAUAAUAAUGAACUAUGA
Molecule: messenger RNA, 1461 nt
Organism: Maudiozyma barnettii
Lineage: Eukaryota; Fungi; Ascomycota; Saccharomycetes; Saccharomycetales; Saccharomycetaceae
Gene: ICE2
Product: Ice2p
Exons: 1
Coding region: 1-1461 (486 amino acids)
Biological process (GO): septin ring assembly; endoplasmic reticulum inheritance
Cellular component (GO): endoplasmic reticulum membrane; perinuclear endoplasmic reticulum; cortical endoplasmic reticulum
Source: RefSeq, a predicted model, not a curated record